Molecule: messenger RNA, 4240 nt
Organism: Argentina anserina (silverweed cinquefoil)
Lineage: Eukaryota; Viridiplantae; Streptophyta; Magnoliopsida; Rosales; Rosaceae
Product: F-box protein At3g54460
Exons: 8
Coding region: 127-4002 (1291 amino acids)
Biological process (GO): DNA repair
Cellular component (GO): nucleus
Molecular function (GO): ATP binding; ATP-dependent chromatin remodeler activity; zinc ion binding
Source: RefSeq, a predicted model, not a curated record
UUCCUCUUGUUCGAAUUGAAUUCUGUUGGAUCCAAAAACCCUAAUUAAAAUCAAUGCCGUCUUUACAAUCCAAAAUUUAACGCCAACUCCCCUCGCCUUCUUAACCUUCCAUUUUGGCUCAAUUCAAUGGACGACGAGGAGUCGUUCGCCGACCACAAGCUCUCCGGCUUCCUCUACGCCGUUCUCUCCGUCACCUCGCCGGACCCACCCACCAACCCCCUCCCCCCAUUCGGAAGCCGCUUCCGAAUCUCCACCGACUCGGUCACUUUCAGGUCCGACAACGACGCCGUGGUCCUCUCACCGGUGGCGGAGAGGACGACGAGGAUCACGAGGACGAGGAGGAGUAUGGGGCUGGUGAAUGGGAGCAUCAGUGUGGUGCACCAAAUCCACGCUCUGGUGGCGAACAAGUGCAUCAAGGUCGAUGCUUUGCUGAUCCGUGUUGAGUCCGAUGGAGGCGGCGGAGUCAGGGCUGUGCUGCUGGUUGAUGUCUAUCUCCCGAUUGAGUUGUGGUCUGGCUGGCAGUUCCCCAAGUCCGGCUCUGUCGCCGGUGCCCUGUUUCGACACUUGAGGUCCGACUGGGGAGAGAGAAGUGCCAUGCUUGCUGACAAAGAUUAUCUCGAAAACAAUCGAGGAGAUGGCAAAAACAUGUGGAAUCUUUCUGACUGUCAUGUUUUUGGUUGCAAGCUGCAUUAUAAUUUCACGGAUUCUUCAAAGAAGAAGCUUUUUGAGCUUCAUGAAAUUUUUAAGGGCUUACCCACUGUGGCAGAGACAGGAAUCGUUAAUUCAUCAAAAAUACAACCAGUUGAUGACUCUUGUGAGGCUGGUAUUUGGGAUAUAUCUGAUGACAUAUUACUAUAUAUUCUAGCUGCACUCAACCCAAUGGACCUUGUUAGGGUGUCUGCAACUUGUUGCCAUUUGAGAAUCUUAGCUGCCUCUAUCAUGCCAUGCAUGAAACUCAAAUUGUUUCCACACCAGCAGGUAGCAGUUGAAUGGAUGCUUCAACGUGAGAAAAAGGCUAAAGUCUUGCCCCAUCCAUUGUACCUGUCUUUCUCAACUGAAGAUGGAUUUUUGUUCUGUAUCAACACUAUUUCAGGAGAAAUUGUCAUCGGCGAAGCUCCCACUAUCAUUGAUUUUCAUGGGGGAAUGUUUUGUGAUGAACCUGGAUUAGGAAAGACCAUAACUGCUCUUUCGCUUAUUCUGAAGACACAAGGAACUCUGGCAACGCCUCCUGAUGGGGUACAAGUGAAUUGGUGCACUCAUAACGGAGACCAGAAAUGUGGUUAUUAUGAGCUUGAUGGUGAUAAUGUUGCUUGUAGCAGUAUGCUCCCAAAAAAGAGGGAUAUGGGUCAGAAAGCUCAAAAUGGUUUUGAUGAUUCCUCAUACUGCCGAUCAAAAAGAGCCAGGCUAAUUCUUGGCGAGAAAAUUCCAGGAUUCUCCAAUUCAUGUCCUGGCAAAGUAAUGGAAACACCAGCAGCUGCACACUCCAAUUCAGAAGUGUGUGUGGUUUGGCGCACUAGGAGCUUAAGUGGCAUUAAAAAAGAUCUUCUGCCGUCAUUUCAAGAAGCAUCCAGCUCUUCCAAACAAACAAAGGUUGGAAAAAAUAAGUUAUCCAACGACACCUGGGUUCAGUGUGAUGUAUGCCGUAAAUGGCGGAAACUUCCAGAAAGUAGCAUUGCUGAUGCUAGUGCGCCAUGGUUUUGUAGCAUGAAUUCUGACCCUUUCUACCAGAGUUGCAGUGUUCCGGAAGUACCCUAUGAUAAUAGCAAUCCAAUUACCGGUCUACUAGGAUUUUGCACCAAGGGAACAGCUGAAGGAGAGGAACAAAAUGUUUCUUUCUUUGUUAGUGUGCUUAAGGAGAGGUACACCUUGAUAAGUUCUAUUACAAAGAAAGCUCUAUCUUGGUUGGCUAAACUUUCUUGUGACCAGCUCUCAGUAAUGGAGACAAUUGGUCUGCGAAGCCCUUUUGUAAGCUCUUGUGUAGAGUUGGCUGAUGCGUAUCAGUUUCAGGAAUUAUUUCAAGCAUUUGGUCUCAAAAGAAGAGUAGAAAAAGGUGUUAUUAAAUGGUGCUACCCACCAAGUCUUAGCAACAUGAGUUUUGAUGUUGCUGCUCUCAGAGUUGCUCUUUCCACGCCAUUGAACUCAGUGAGGCUGUAUCUUUCGAGAGCAACUCUAAUUGUUGUGCCAUCAAAUUUAGUCGAUCACUGGACGACCCAAAUUCAGAAGCAUGUCAGGCCUGGUCAGCUGCGAGUUUAUGUUUGGAGUGACCAUAAGAAGCCUUCUGUACACAGUCUAGCAUGGGACUAUGAUGUUAUCAUAACCACGUUUACCCGGUUGAGCGCAGAGUGGAGCCCUCGUAAACGAAGUUCACUGAUGCAAGUGCAUUGGCUUAGAGUCAUGUUAGAUGAGGGUCAUACUCUUGGCUCAAGUUUUAGCUUGACAAACAAAAUGCAAAUGGCUGUUUCAUUGAUUGCUUCAAACCGUUGGAUAUUGACUGGAACUCCAACUCCUAAUACACCCAAUAGUCAACUAUCACAUCUUCAACCAUUGCUGAAGUUCCUUCAUGAGGGAUCUUAUGGGCAGAAUUAUAAGUCAUGGGAAGCUGGAAUUCUUAGGCCUUUUGAAGCGAAGAUGGAAGAAGGACGAUCACGUUUGUUGCAUUUACUACACAGGUGCAUGAUUAGUGCCAGAAAGAUCGAUAUGCAUACUAUUCCACCCUGCAUCAAGAAAGCUACUCUGCUUGAUUUUGCUGAGGAACAUGCAAGAAGUUACAAUGAACUUGUAGAGACAGUUAGGCGCAAUAUACUAUUGGCUGACUGGAAUGAUCCUUCUCAUGUUGAGAGUCUUCUGAAUCCAAAGCAGUGGAAAUUUCGGAGUGCAACUGUAAAAAAUGUGAGGCUAUCUUGUUGUGUGGCCGGGCAUAUAAAAGUAACAGAUGCAGGUGAGGAUAUUCAGGAAACGAUGGAUAUCUUAGUUCAAAAGGGUCUAGAUCCUAUGUCAGAGGAGUAUGCUUUUAUAAGAUAUACUAUUAUUUAUGGUGGCAACUGCGUAAGAUGCAAGGAAUGGUGUCGUUUACCUGUCAUUACGCCGUGCAAGCAUGUAUUGUGUCUCGAUUGUGUUGGUUUGGACAGUGAGAGGUGUACUUAUCCUGGGUGCGGCCACUUAUAUGAGAUGCAGACUCCUGAUACACUAACUCGGCCAGAAAAUCCAAAUCCUAAGUGGCCUGUUCCCAAGGAUCUUAUUGAGCUCCAACCCUCGUAUAAACAGGAUGACUGGGAUCCUGAUUGGCAGUCAACAUCUAGCAGUAAAGUGUCUUAUCUGGUGAGGAGAUUGAAAGCAUUGCAGGAAGCUAAUAGCAAAGUUGAUUGCCCUACAACUGUCAAGAAUAGAGCCAUAGACACCAAGAAUUCAAUUGCCCUACCUGAGAUGGGUGAUUCAAAAGAUUUGAUGCAUGUUCAUGGCUUUAGAAUGGGUGUCAAGACUCAUGAAACAAGUUUGGAUAAAGUUUUGGUUUUUUCUCAGUUUCUUGAGCAUAUACAUGUGAUUGAGCAGCAGUUGACCAUUGCUGGUAUCAAAUAUGCUGGGAUGUAUAGUCCUAUGCAUUCUGGCAACAAGAUGAAGUCACUAGCUACUUUCCAGAAUGAUACUAGCUGCACAGUUCUUUUGAUGGAUGGAACUGCUGCUUUGGGUCUCGAUUUGAGCUUUGUAACCCAUGUAUUUUUAAUGGAACCAAUAUGGGACAGGAGCAUGGAGGAACAAGUCAUUAGUCGUGCUCAUCGGAUGGGUGCUACACGUCCUGUACACGUGGAAACUCUGGCAAUGCGUGGCACUAUUGAAGAGCAAAUGCUGGAGUUUUUGCAGGAUUCUCAUGAGUGCAGAAGAUUUUUAAAGGAAGAGGCUGGUAAAACUGACCAAGGGGCAAGAACUCACCGUUCCUUGCAUGAUUUUGCUGACAGAAAUUAUCUUUCUCAUCUUAGCUUUGUGCGGACAAAUUCUCAGAUGUAAAAGGUAACUGCAAGUUUUUUGACAAGUGCUAUGAUUGGUGUAUUUUUAGCCUAGAUAUGGAAAGAUCCUUGUUGUCAAUUGUUGAAACAUACAUGAUUAUCCGCUAGAUGGGAUCUUCCAGAAUCUGACUAUGUAAUUAAAUUUUGUAAAAGGACAAGCUAAAUAUAUAGUUCUAGAUGACAGUUCUAGCACUGGUUGUUUCUUGCUCAGUCUUUUAUGCUUCCAUCUUCAUAUAGGU